ACGAUGAACUUUCCAGGAGAGAUCCUUUUAGUGAAAAUUAAUUGAAUGAUUAGUCUUUGCAUUCAGUUGCGGUUUGUGAUUCCUACGGUUCAGUUCGUUUAAUCAGUGGAAACCCUCCGGCUCGUGGUACUAUCUGACUGUCCGUGAUGGUGACUCAAGAAGUGUAAUAAUUUAACAACAUGGAAUUAAAGUGAAACUGCAGCAGUGUGAAAAGUGAAAAAAAAGUGGACAGACACUUUUGAAAAAACGAAAAAUGGCUAAAAUUAUAUCUACCAUCAAGGCGACUUUGACUCGCAUUAUCUUCAGUGCCCACAGCCUCAUAGCCAUUUGGCAAGUGGUCAAGAAUAAAAAUGAUAUGAUGUACUGGAGCCUUAGUUGUCCUUUGCUGCUGCUGCUCUUUGAGGGCAUCUUUACCAUAUUCAUAAAGAAGACUCAAGAGUGGAGAUGGUUUUGUCCAUCGGUAUUCUUGUAUUUAGGCAGCAUUGUACCAGCCAUUUGGCUUUUGGAAUUUCAUAAAGUCGAGCGACGUUUGUCUGGCAAAGUAAAUGAAGGCAAUCAGACAGUUGCCAAUGAAAUCCUAUCCGAAACACUCGGUGUGCCAAAAGUCAACGAAGAUACUUGGAUUACGCUUAUCGAACAAUUCCUAAUGUUAAUUCUUAUCGUGGGCCGAUGGAUGUUACCUAAAGGCGACCUAACCAGGGAUCAGUUAAGUCAAUUGCUCUUGGUUUACAUAGGAACCGCUGCUGACAUAAUCGAAUUUUUUGACUCAUAUAAGGAUGAUUCCAUUGCCAAGAUACCGCUUUUGGUGUACCUAACAUUGGGCAUUUGGUCUUGGAGUCUGAUGCAGUUCACAAUUGUUCUAUCGGCCACCAGAGCACGAAGACCCAGAGGAGGGGGUUCAAACAAGAAGGAUGAGCAAGUGCCGCCAACCGAUUGCUGCAAUAACUGUUGCUGCGGCAUCGAUGUCUGGGGCAUUGUGCUUAACGUCAUACUGCAGGACGCUCCGUUCUUGACAUUUCGUUUGCUCAUUAUCUUCCAAUACGAUAUCAUCAGUUACAUGAAUGUCUUCUUCACAUGUAAAAAUUCGUUGGUUAUUGUCUUGCAAUUGUAUCGUUUGUAUGUGGUAAAUGCUGAAUUUUGGAAAAAUCGUCGUGAAACAAAGGCUACGUUGAAACAACGCCAAUAUAAAUCAAAAAGACGCAAUGAUGAUGACCCCAACGGAAUUUAUAUGAUCUCAUCUGAUCGUGGUGGCGAAAUGAAGCGGAAAAUCAAGAGAGCCAAGGAUUAUUCGGAUGAUGAAGUUGCUUACAAGAAGAAAGCCAAAAAGGACAAUAAGAAACGUAAGCGUAAAGAUACUGGAUAUUCGACUGCCAGCUCACAAAAUCUCUAUUCAACCAAAGGUGACACAGACAAGGGCGGAAGGCGAAAGGAUAAGAAGGGUAAGAAAGGUAAACGCGAUCGUAGUAAAUCACCCUGCAGCAGUGAUAUUGUGGAAGCUCGCAAAUCCAAACACGGCAAGAAAUCGGACAAAUCCGAUAAAAAAAAAUCUAAGAGAAUCGAUGCUGUAAUCGAGGAAUCCAAUAGUUCAAAUAGCUCCAGUGAUUCCAGUAACUCCACUCUGCCAAGCUAUGAGGUUAUCAAUGAAAAGAAGUCGAAAUCGAAACGCCGAAAACGUGAUUUAAGUUCCUCCUCCAGCAGCGAUUCCUCGGAUACCUCAUCUUCGGAGUCAUCAUAAAUGGUCCACGCACAGGCAGGGUCAUCAAUAUAUGCUGGAAAAGACGCUUGGUCUGGCCUAACCAAUUUUGGUUGUUGGUCUAC
Stomoxys calcitrans (stable fly) is the source of this 1818-nucleotide messenger RNA. Its product is annotated as transmembrane protein 26. NCBI's taxonomy places the organism in Eukaryota, Metazoa, Arthropoda, Insecta, Diptera, Muscidae. Bases 254 to 1735 code for a protein of 493 amino acids. The record is from RefSeq and is a predicted model, not a curated record. The transcript has 8 exons.